GCAGUCGGAAGUCAGAAGCCCUGCAGUGACAUAGAGAUUGACCCCUCUCAAGACCCCCUGCCCCUCUCUGCCACAAACCCCACUCCCAGAAGUCACUCCUUCCCUGUGGACUUGCACCUUCCAGCCCGAUGUCUGGCGGCAAGUUAUGGUGGAGUCACUGGGGUCACAGAGGUGGGGCCAGUAUAGGGAGCAGCUGGAAGACCAGGCCUCCUCUUUCAGGCCCAGCAGUACCCCAGCCUCCCUGGUGUCUGUUAAAGAAUUGGAGAACCCAAAGUUCAUCGGUGCAGGCAGGUUCGGGGUGGUGUUCCGGGCGCGACACAGGACGUGGGGUUUAGAUGUGGCUGUCAAGAUCUUGAAGGGGAAGGCGAUAUCCAGGGAGGUGAAAGCCAUGGCAAGUCUGCGUAACCAGCACAUACUGCUCCUGCUGGGGGUCACCCAGGAGCUCCAGUGGGAAUCCGCCUGUGGGCCAGCUCUGGUGACUCAGUUCAUGGAAAAUGGUUCCGUGGCAGGGCUGCUGCAGCCCCACUGUCCUCGGCCCUGGCCUUUCCUCUGCCGCCUGCUGCAGGAGUUGGUCCUGGGGAUGUGUUAUCUGCACAGCCAGAACCCCGUGCUCCUACACCGGGACCUCAAGCCCUCCAACGUCCUGCUGGACUCAGACCUGCACGCCAAGCUGGCAGAUUUUGGCCUGUCCACAUUUCAGAGAGGCUCAAGGUCAGGGGCUGACUCCCCAGAGCCAGCCUACUUGGCCCCUGAACUGUUGUCUGAUGUAAACCGAAAGGCCUCCAUGGCUAGUGAUGUCUACAGCUUCGGGAUCCUAAUGUGGGCAGUGCUAGCUGGAAGAGAAGCUGAAACAGUGUCUGGGACAUCACUUGAGCAGGAAGCAGGGUGUGAGAGGCAGAUUCGGCCCCCACUGACCAAGCUACCCCAACCCAGCACUGAGACUCCUGGCUUGGCAGGACUGAAGGAGUUAAUGCAACACUGUUGGAGCCAGGAGCCCAAGGACAGGCCCUCCUUCCAAGAAUGCCGACCAAACACUGAGGAAGCCUUCAACCUGGUAAACAAGGAGAUAGAUGCCGCAGUCUCCACAGUGAAGAAGUUCCUGCAUGAAAACCAGGGCAGCAACGGGAUGUCAUCUUCGCCUAAGCCAGGCUCAGAAGGGACAGAAAUGGAAGGCCCUAGGGGAACCACAGGAAGCCAUGACAUCAUAGCCACGGAGAUGCUAAACAAACUAAAUCUGAAGGAGUUCCCCAGCUCUGUUCCUAAAAAAUGUACAAACCUUCCCAAGGGGAUCAGGACACAGGGAGACAAGGUUCAGCCUGCCCAGAUAGCAGGGGUGCCUUUCGAUUCAACAGCCCCAUCUCCCCAGACCUCACCUUUAAGAAAUUGGGUACCCAGCGCCAAGUUGGCUUGGACCCCAGGUCCUGGACCUGCAGGGAAUCAGGGGGCUGAGAGACAUAGCACCAACUGGUCUCCCAGGGCACCACGGCCCAAUCCAAUACCAGGUAACCCUGUUACCAUACAUGACAGCCACGCGGUGCAGGUGGGAGACAACAACUACUUGGUUAUACAAGAAGGAACUGCUUUGCCAACGCAAGGCCUGGCGCCCUGGGGCAUGGGUCGAGGCUGGCUGCAUGCCCCACACAAGUAGGUUGGAAAGGAGAGCCACAAGAACCAAGAAGCCUGGUGCAGGCUGGUGGCAGGGCCAGUCUGAUGCAACUUCUGAGCUACCUCUUGGAUGUGAGGUAAUUAGCUGAGACUUUCUUUGAAGGCCAACUGAUUUGUGCACAUGGAAGUCAAUAAACAUGAUGGAUUUUUU
Lutra lutra (Eurasian river otter) is the source of this 1816-nucleotide messenger RNA. It is a transcript of the gene RIPK3, whose product is annotated as receptor interacting serine/threonine kinase 3. The transcript is spliced from 10 exons. The coding region runs from base 146 to 1648 and encodes 500 amino acids. Lineage: Eukaryota; Metazoa; Chordata; Mammalia; Carnivora; Mustelidae. Gene Ontology annotation, biological process: protein phosphorylation. Gene Ontology annotation, molecular function: ATP binding; JUN kinase kinase kinase activity. The record is from RefSeq and is a predicted model, not a curated record.